Lethenteron reissneri (Far Eastern brook lamprey) is the source of this 1875-nucleotide messenger RNA. Its product is annotated as collagen alpha-1(XXVII) chain-like. The record is from RefSeq and is a predicted model, not a curated record. Gene Ontology annotation, molecular function: extracellular matrix structural constituent conferring tensile strength. NCBI's taxonomy places the organism in Eukaryota, Metazoa, Chordata, Hyperoartia, Petromyzontiformes, Petromyzontidae. Gene Ontology annotation, biological process: extracellular matrix organization.
AUGGUGAAGGCGCAGCGCUGCAACAGCUUGCUCACGCCGCUCAGAGGUAGUUCUGGACCGCCUGGGCCCACUGGCCAACGCGGAGUGCAGGGAAUGAGAGGACCCAACGGACUGCGUGGACCUCACGGUAAUCCUGGCGUGCCCGGUCCACCAGGCUUGAUGGGACUCACCGGUGACCCGGGCAUGGAGGCCCCGAGGGGCCCCCCAGGAAAGAAGGGCUACCCAGGACCCAUGGGUCCAAAGGGCCCUCCGGGACAAGAAGGGCCAAAGGGUCAGGAGGGCUGGCAGGGAUCUCCGGGCCCACCUGGUGAGACGGGCCCACGCGGAUCUGACGGGAAUCCUGGAGCAAAAGGAUACCCUGGCAGGCAGGGUUUGCCUGGUCCUGUCGGCCGCUCUGGUCCUAAAGGCGCUGCGGGAUUCGUAGGAAUUCCCGGCAUAAUGGGAUUGCCCGGACUGGAUGGUGACACAGGCAUUCUGGGACUUCCAGGGAAGAUCGGCGACUUGGGACGUGUGGGAUUCGUAGGUGAGCCUGGAGAGAGGGGACUGCCAGGUUUGGAUGGGAACCCGGGUGCACUUGGAGCUCCUGGACCAAUGGGAGUGAGAGGGCUGGCGGGAGACCAAGGCUGUCCGGGCUCUCGGGGAAUUCCCGGGAUUCGAGGAUAUAAGGGCUUGUCCGGAAGCAGAGGGGAGGCUGGAUUGAAAGGUGAUAAGGGACCGGAAGGCGUCCCCGGUGAAAAUGGAAAACCCGGAUUCCCAGGGGACAAGGGAUAUCAGGGCAUUCCUGGCCUACAAGGACCACGUGGCAACGUUGGGCUCGCUGGCAUCGACGGAGACAAAGGCCUCGAGGGCCCAGCAGGACAUCAGGGACCCGAGGGUUUCCCUGGAGACAUCGGACUCCCUGGACCCAAUGGUCCCGAAGGACCGAUGGGACUUCCUGGGGCAAGGGGCUUUCAGGGACCGCUCGGAGGUCAGGGUCAAGAGGGUGACCAAGGACCCACGGGGCCACCUGGCAAGGCCGGCUUGACGGGCCUCCGCGGGAGAAAGGGAAUGUCUGGCGCGAGCGGACUGCACGGACCAAAGGGGGAGCAGGGUGACACAGGGUUGGUGGGAUCCGGUGGAGACCCGGGCCCAUUGGGAAAUCUUGGACGCAUGGGGAGAAUGGGUCAAGUUGGACAGAAGGGAGCCCGAGGGCUCACGGGGUCGCCAGGUCCACCUGGAGAGAAGGGAGUUCCGGGUCACUUUGGACCAAUCGGCGAUCCGGGAUCUCUGGGACGUCAAGGAAUUCCCGGCCUGCAGGGAGAUAGAGGCCCUCCAGGGAUGUCGGGAAUUAAAGGCAAGAGGGGAGCCAGGGGUGACGAUGGGCUUCAAGGAGACGCCGGGUCUCAAGGCAUCAAGGGUCCGCCGGGUGACGUUGGGAUUCUUGGAGGACCUGGAGACAUCGGCAUGAUGGGAGAAGUCGGCGACAAGGGGGAGCAAGGAUUUCUCCAGGGUCUCCCAGGGCCUCCAGGUCCCCCUGGGGCGAAAGGGACCCCAGGAAUGCCGGGUCACCGCGGUCCCACGGGGGAGGUCGGAGCGCCGGGCGACGUGGGGCCAACGGGAUUGCAAGGAGUCCUAGGCGACAGAGGGACCCCUGGCGACAAAGGAGACAAGGGAUACACCGGAGGUCCGGGCGUUCCAGGCGAGGCAGGGCUGAUGGGACUACGGGGAGAAGUUGGCUCCGGUGGCGAGGAGGGAUCGGGCGGAAACGACGGACUCAAGGGAGACAAGGGUGACCCGGGUCCGGACGGGGAGAGUGGAGAGAGGGCGGAGAUCGGGUCAAAGGGCAGCGACGGGCCAGUGGUGACUCGGGCAUCGUGGGCGUCAGGCGUCAAAUGA